Blepharisma stoltei is the source of this 1267-nucleotide messenger RNA. NCBI's taxonomy places the organism in Eukaryota, Ciliophora, Heterotrichea, Heterotrichida, Blepharismidae. The record is from the annotation of a GenBank genome assembly.
AUGGCCUUUGAAGAAGGAGAAGGCUUCAGCGAGAUAUUAAAAAGUAUAAUAUAUUUAGUCGUUCUCAUUGGGGCAGCUAAUGUUGGCAAAACAGCCCUUGUCUAUCGUUAUGUUUUAAACGAGCUUCCAGUCGCUCUUACGUCAACAAUUGGAGUCGAGUUCACUAAAAGAGUUGUUACACACAUGCCAACAGGCCAAAAAAUACAACUGCAUAUAUGAGAUACAGCAGGCCAAGAACGUUUUAAAAGUGUAACAAAACAUUAUUAUCGAGGAGCAGACGUGUGCAUUAUUGCUUAUGAUAUAUCGAAUCGAGAUUCAUUUGAAGAAGUCCCAAACUGGCUAGCUGAGCUAAAUAAUUAAAUAUGGCGUCUCAACUUGAGUCUGGCCUUUCGGCCAGACAGUUUCGAGCCCUAUUUAAUUAUAUCCGGCAAGGUUUUGCCUAGCUAGAGAUGGACAGCAAUAUCAGGUAAGCAAUUCUGGCAGUGUACAGAGCCUGAUCCUAGUCCGUUCUCAGGUUAGGAUUUUACCUCGAAGGAAUAGGAGGCUUGGAGUUGGAGAGGAGAAGCCCAGCAGUGCCUACAGGUAAUUCCUAGGCCAUUGGGCAAGUCUCUAGCGAGAAACCGGGAGUUUCGCCCCGGGCUACAAGUUUUUCCUUUUUGCCGAAAGUCAGCCAGAAAUUCCAUUUUUUUGGAAUUUCCCAGCAGACAACCCUCGUUACAGAGAAAGUAGCUCAAUCAUGAGCCGUCGAAGCUGGAACAUCGCGCAGGAGGCGUGCGUUGGAGAUCAAAGCUAGCUGUCCCAGCAACUAGUGGGGCCCCCGAGCGACGAGAGCGUGGUGGUAGUCCUGGAAGAGCAACCCCGUAGGAGACGUUAAACGUCAUGGUUAAUAAGUUAAGUUACGUUAAGGCUAGCUGAGCUAAAAGACAAUACCCCUGAAGAGUGCAUCGUCUGCUUAUUAGGCAACAAAAUGGAUCUAGAAGUAACAAAUCAUAGAAGAGUCACACGAGAAGAAGCUCUGAGAUAUGCUAAUUCCCAUGGACUUGUCUAUCAUGAAACUUCAGCAUUCUGGGACAGAGAAGUGCAAAUGAACCCUGAUAACAUCGUAGGAGGCAUAGAAAAGAUAUUUGACAAAACAAUAGGCACUGCUUUAGGGAGACACAGCCUUAAAGAUGAGCCAAAAGAAGUUUUAAAAAACAAUGAAAAAGGCGUGAAACUAGAUUUGCAGCAGCUUUACACGUAUCAUGCUGAUACAAGAUGUGGGUGCUAA